UCAUUGGACUGUUUUAGAGCACACAACAGAGAGCAAAAUACUCGAUAGAAAUUUCAGUUUUCAUUUAAUUUUCUUGACCAAACACCGUCAACUGCCUUUUAAAUUGUUUGUCAUGUAGCUUGGCGCUGCAAUGUGCAUAUAUUCCUAUAUUAUUAUCAUUAUCGUCGUUCUGGUGAUUAUCGGAAUAAUUUUGCUGCACGCUCUCAAGGUCGAAUAGGAAUGUCGCAACCCGGUGUUAUCAGCAUAUUGACAUGGAAGGCUGCCCAAACGCGAAUUCAGCAUUUAAGCGAAUCACGUCGUGGCAUGGUACUGCAUUUCUCGACUGGAAACAAAGCUGUGGAGAUGCGUCUAAGCCUAACCCACUAUAUAAGCCUAUUCAUGCUGCUGAUCUGUGGCCAGGCGCUAGUGAUCGCCCUACCACAGGGUCCGUGCGGUCCACCGCCCAGUGGAUCGCCGCCUCGUGGACCGCCGCCGUCGGGUCCACCACCUGACGACCGCUGCCCACCACCAACGUCGACUACCGUCGCCUCGGGUUAAGCGGGAAACGCAAACUUUCGGAUUGAAAUCAACGCGGCAAAAUCUUGUUUAACGUGCUUGUUUUAUAUACAUGUACACACACUUACACACACAUAUAUAUACAUGACAUGUAUGUGUAUACCCAUAUUUGUACAUAUACAUGCAUGUAUUAUAUUCUAUUCUCAACAGUCGAUCUGUUGAAUAUCUCACCUCAAAUACACGUGCAUAAAUGUUGAAAGUCCUA
Messenger RNA from Drosophila arizonae, 760 nucleotides. RefSeq lists its product as uncharacterized. Lineage: Eukaryota; Metazoa; Arthropoda; Insecta; Diptera; Drosophilidae. The record is from RefSeq and is a predicted model, not a curated record.